Molecule: messenger RNA, 390 nt
Organism: Baudoinia panamericana UAMH 10762
Lineage: Eukaryota; Fungi; Ascomycota; Dothideomycetes; Mycosphaerellales; Teratosphaeriaceae
Exons: 2
Coding region: 1-390 (129 amino acids)
Source: RefSeq, a predicted model, not a curated record
AUGGUGUCUAAAACCAUCUCGUCAGCCCUAGUCCAGCCGGAGCGACUGCCAGACGCACAAUUUGCGAAUCUCGGCCUCCGCUAUGGUCCCGUUAGCUGGAACCCGGACUCUCAUAGCAUCAGACGACGACCUUCUAGUUUGUCAACCUUCGCCUGCAGCGCCUCGAGGCGUUCCAAUACCGCAUUGCCGUCUCCAUUCGUUACUGCCAUUGCAAGGCUUUUUAAGCAUCGCAGUAUACAAUCCAACUGUUCGCACGAGUCAACAGCGGCUCACGCGCAAUCAGCUAUGCUCGAGCUGCUGUAUGCAGGUGCUACUCCGCAAGCUGUCUCCGCACCCCACUGCAACCCCAUAUUCUCCGGCUAUGGCUCACAAGUGCAGCAACGGAAUUAA